Lodderomyces jiufengensis is the source of this 1047-nucleotide messenger RNA. RefSeq lists its product as uncharacterized. The transcript has a single exon. NCBI's taxonomy places the organism in Eukaryota, Fungi, Ascomycota, Pichiomycetes, Serinales, Debaryomycetaceae. Bases 1 to 1047 code for a protein of 348 amino acids. The record is from RefSeq and is a predicted model, not a curated record.
AUGGUCAAGUUAGUCAAUUUUGGAAGAUUGCCUGUCGAUAUUUUGGAUAAAAUUAUUCCUGGUAUUUACUCAACUUCAGAACCAAAUGAAGUCACUUUCAAGUACUUAAAUGGAGUAACUGCAAAAAAAGCCAUUGACUUGAUUAUGAAUUCUGGUAAUUUGGGUUUACAUUACCACGAUAAGCUAUUUGUAAGUUAUGAUGAUCAUGGACCUCAUGCACCACGUAGGAUAGUAAUUUUCGUUCUUUCAGAGAUAGUGAGAUUGAUUGAAUUGAGACAAUUUGAAAUUGAAAUUUUUAAAUACUUACAAAAUAAAAUUUAUGACGAAGAUUCAUAUUUUCUUCAAACUCAUCCUUUUGUAUUUAAAGAAGUUAAUACAAUUAACAACCUGAAAAAAUUCAGACUAAAAGGGAUAGGUAGAUUUCGAAAAGAUGUAUAUUAUCUGAGUAGGGAUUAUAGGGAAAAUUUGUUGUCAAGACUUGACUUCGUGUAUCAAAUUAAGCCCACCUUCACUAAAGAAGUUAUUGGAAACGUAAACAUACUAGAAAUAGAGCUUUCAAAAAAUUGUGCAGAAACGAAUGAACUAAUUAGGAUUUUAGUGAAUAUGAGUCAAGAGAAAUGGCGAGUAAAGGGAUUGAUUAUUAAAUUUAGCUUUAGUGCAAGGUAUGAACUAGAAUUAAUGUCAUUGAAACACGUACUUAGUUUUUUGGAGGAUGAUGCUGUCAUUCAUUUAUUCGUUGAUUUUGAUUCUUAUAUAGGCAAGCAUCAGUUUGGUUCUUGUUUCCCCUACAGCGUAAAUUUUAGUGAACCAGGGGAUAAAUUAUCUGGUUUAAAGUUUUUAAGUCUCCAAGUUGAUUUUGAAGUACGAGUAGAAGAAUUUUUAAAACUUGUUAACACUCAGAAAUUGAGAAAAUUAUAUAUCAUAACAAGCGCAGAGUCAUCUGGGUUUCGAAAUAUGUCUAUGAUGCUUCGUAAAUUUGAAAUCAGUCCUAAGUUAAAAGUGUACCAUGGUCAGAAGAAGAAGAUAAAUAGAUUGGGGUAUCAAUAA